GUCCAGGCCCUCCGGAGUCCGUUUGGCUGUUUUUGCCAUCAAAGCCCUACCCUCCCCAUCCUAUAUAUAUAUUAGUUUCCCAAACCCUAGCACCCUUCAGCCAAAAGUUUUCCACCUCAAUCGCCUCUGUAUAGCCUAUAGGUUGCGAUUGAAUCUCAGUGCUGCUACAAUGUCUUCCAGUGAGCUCGCUUGUACCUACGCCUCUUUGAUUCUCCACGACGAUGGGAUCGCAAUCACCGCAGAGAAGAUUGCGACUUUGGUAAAAGCAGCAGGCGUCCCCGUUGAGUCUUACUGGCCUAGCCUUUUUGCAAAGCUUGCAGAGAAGAGGAACAUUGAGGAUCUCAUUCUGAAUGCUGGUGCUGCUGGUGGCGGUGCUGCUCCAGUAGCUUUGUCUGCUCCUGCUGGUGGCGCCGCACCUGCUGCCGCUCCUGCAGUUGAAGAAAAGAAGGAAGAGCCAAAGGAUGAGAGCGAGGAUGACGACAUGGGAUUCAGCUUGUUUGAUUAGAUUAUUCUAAUAGUUUGUUGUCUUCUAUUCUGUUAGGCAGUUUAAGACUUGAGUGGCGACCUUGUUGAAUUUUUGCCUUUUUUGAUAGUUAUCCUUCAAGUGUUGUAAGUUGAGAAAUGACUAUAAAAUAUGUUUAUGGAGUUCUGAUUCACAGCUAGGUGGAGUUUUAUGAUUUUGUUAA
Messenger RNA from Carya illinoinensis, 686 nucleotides. Its product is annotated as 60S acidic ribosomal protein P1-like. Gene Ontology annotation, cellular component: cytosolic large ribosomal subunit; ribosome. NCBI's taxonomy places the organism in Eukaryota, Viridiplantae, Streptophyta, Magnoliopsida, Fagales, Juglandaceae. Gene Ontology annotation, biological process: cytoplasmic translation; translational elongation. The record is from RefSeq and is a predicted model, not a curated record. Bases 170 to 505 code for a protein of 111 amino acids. Gene Ontology annotation, molecular function: structural constituent of ribosome; ribonucleoprotein complex binding; protein kinase activator activity. The transcript has 4 exons.